Fulvia fulva is the source of this 3102-nucleotide messenger RNA. Its product is annotated as Mediator of RNA polymerase II transcription subunit 5. The transcript has a single exon. The coding region runs from base 1 to 3102 and encodes 1033 amino acids. The record is from RefSeq and is a predicted model, not a curated record. NCBI's taxonomy places the organism in Eukaryota, Fungi, Ascomycota, Dothideomycetes, Mycosphaerellales, Mycosphaerellaceae. Gene Ontology annotation, biological process: regulation of transcription by RNA polymerase II. Gene Ontology annotation, molecular function: transcription coregulator activity. Gene Ontology annotation, cellular component: mediator complex.
AUGCCCGGAAUAGAUGCACCGCCGGCGCGGGACGCCUGGCGCAAAGCAUUCAAGAACUCCUUUCUUCGACGACUUCGAGCUGAUCGAUUAAGGGCACCAUUAGAGACCCUCCAUUCUCGCGAUCCUGCCAGGCCUGAGGAUAUAGCCGAUGUACUGAUAAGUUUUCGCGCUGCAAAGGGUGGACAGGAUGAUCCGCUGCUAUUCAGCUACGCCAAGCUGCUGCUCACGGAAAGCUACAUAUCAUCAAGCGAUAUAUUGUUAGCACUACUACGACAUUCCACAUAUGGGCCAGAGAAAACGUACAAGCCAGAACGGAAGCAGCUUCCAGGCCUCCCAUCAUGCGAAGAAAGGAUGUUCAUCCUGCUCACCCAGCAGCACUCAACGACCGACCUUCCGAAAUCUGCCCUUGAACUCCAUCGCCUGAUUCACAGCGUCGUCCAUUGGCUCAAAGCAGUCAGCCAACAUGAACUGGAGAAGCAGAUCGCCGGCGAUGUCGACCACGCUAAUGGCGGACAAUCGUUCGGCAUGUGCGAGGCUCUUGGGGCUCUUGCACUGUCUGUCCUCGGCAAUCAGUCCAUCCGCGCGGUCACGAAACAGAAGUGGUGGAAAGCAGGCAGAGCAAAGAUAGUCGCCGAAAUGGAAAGCUACGACAUGCAAGUACUCCAGAACAUCAACUCGCAAUAUGCCGGGAAGCUGCAGCAGAUCACUGGACUUUCGCCAUACAUUGCACUGGAUGACAAAGGAAGGCCGCUAUUUAGCAAAGAAGCGAUUCUGAAUUCUGUCGGGGAAGUGUCUCCUGUGCACUCACGUGCUGGCCUGUUCAUCUGGCUGAACGCUGCCCUCGCAGCACGACCGCUCACAGAUGAUGCAACGAUACAGAGUCACCUCUACAAUCGAUACUCGGGCGACAAUCAAGCACUCGUGUCGGAUCUACUUGUGGCGACCUUUGAUGUCCUCACGAAUUCGAUGCUUCGCAAGGAACCACGCCAGAAUGUGAAGACGAUCCGCUCGUUCCUGGUCAACAAGGUGCCACUCAUCAUCUCCGCUCUGUCGGGCAUAUCAGCAGAAUCCUGCAUACAAAUGGCCCUUAUCCCUGGCGGUAUGAUAUCCAUGGACCCUCUACCACCAAUCACCUCGGGCGCUACCGAAAUGCGAGAGUAUCUGACCACUGCUCGCCUGGAAUUCCUCCAAGCAUGCCAUUUACAUGGUCUUGUGUCAGAGGGUGCCGUCGCCGCAAUACUCCAAUCAAGUGUAGCUCUGCCACGCGUACAGAAGCUCAACAAAGAGUUCCUGAUUUCGCAAUGCGCGAACAAUGUGAGUCGACUCGAAAGCCUUGUUGAGGACCUGGACGCUUUUCAGGGCAAUGCCGGUGCGAUUUCUGGUUGCGUUGUCGAGACCAUUCACAACUUAUGCAUGAGCAAAGACACAAUGUCCCUUAAAACAGUUUGCAACGCUCUGAUCAAGAAGAUCCCGCGCAUGGACAUCAUCAUGCAGUACGCCCAGCCCAGCAUGCUACUGUUUCCACUCUGCAAUAUUCUCAAUGGCUGGAGCCACGACCAAGACCAGUCUGAAUUUACGCCUCAGUACGAGGAGUUCGCAUCUAUUUUGCUGCUCACGCUGGCUAUCGUCCACCGCUACGAGCUACACUGGUCUGACAUCGGUCCGAUCGAGGAGACAUUCGUGUCACGAUUGCUCGACAACAUGUCCACGUCCUUACCGGGGUCCGAAUUAACGAAACAACAAAGCACGCAAUUGUCGAAAUGGAUAGCAGAGGGUCUAUACGCCGUCGACGAGCAUGGCGAGACCAGCGGCAUCGGAGACGAAGUGAUGCGAAAGUGUCCACCGCAGGACUUCUAUCAUUUGGUGCCCACGCUUUUCGAACAAAGUGUCUUGGCCUGUCGAGCUGGUCGGCUGCCCAUGAAGACCUUCAAAGGCGGACUUGAACUGCUUCUCGAGCCAUUCCUGCUACCUUCACUGAUCAUGGGCUUGGGUUGGCUCGCUUCACACUCAUGGGAAGAUCACAACGAUGCAGAGACAUUGCUGCAAAUACUGGACAAGCUUCUCAAGCCGUCGAGCUCUUCGCACGAAACGCAAGCCAUGCACAAAACGAUUUUGGCCAUAGUAGCGACGCCAUUGUACGAAUCUUUACAAGCACUGCUCAUGAAGCAGCCCGACAAGAAGAAGGCUGCCGAGCUGGCCAAGCUACUCGAGCCCUACCUCAAUCAGCAAAGGACGUUGAGCUGCCGAAAAGGAGAGCUUGAUGAAUGGCUACAGACGGAAAGCGGUCUUGCCAGUCAUGUUCAGCGCGGUAUUCGAGAUCUUACGACUUGGGCAUCCACCUCGCUGAGUCCACCCAACCCGCCACCGCGAUACACAUUCAAGGAGUUUGCGGUCGCUUGUCAGGUCUUAGAGGGCAAUGCUUUGCUAGACGCAAUGGUCGAGGAGGUCGCACAAAGUCUGAAUAUCCCGAUCGCGCUCGACGUUUGCGUAGCACUGGCAUGCGCGCCUGUCCCGUUCCCAAUGCGAGCACAGCACGAGACCCAUACGACAGGCUUGACUGCAAAGCUGCGACAGAGUAUCCGUCUUGUGUCGGAAAACCCUCAAGGCCUACUGGAUCGCAAGCGUCUUCACGCUGAGAUCCUGGUAAUGCUGAAUCGACGGGUCGGCCAACAACUCCGGGUCAAUCAAGUGCCUGCCAUGGCACAAGCCAUCCCGAUACAAGAUCAAACCGCAGCAGACCAGAUUAUGCAGGAGCUUGGCCUAGACAUAGCUACUACCGACAACGCGAUGAACAACACAGGAAACAUCGAUCAGGAUCACAUUAUGUCGAAUAUUGAUAUCUCAGCCAAUCCGACUGACCAGGAAAUCGCUAACAUGACAGCUCCAAACAAUGACUUGGGAGGUAACAUGCAGACUGGCCAGGCUUCGACAGGCAUGAUGGGCAAUGUUGAUAAUCUGACGGGUCUUAACUUCGGCAUAGGCCAGUCCAACACAAACAAUGCGAAUCAACAAAUGAAUUCGCAGGAUCAAGACGAGGACAUUUUUGCUGGCCUGGACAUAAACAAUGAGAUGAUGAGCGACAUAGACUUUGACUUCUCGUAG